Porites lobata is the source of this 3352-nucleotide messenger RNA. NCBI's taxonomy places the organism in Eukaryota, Metazoa, Cnidaria, Anthozoa, Scleractinia, Poritidae. The record is from the annotation of a GenBank genome assembly.
AUGCCAUAUAAGUAUGGAAAUGCCCCAGGGUUAUUACAGGAAACUAUUAGUAAAAUAACGUACAAAAGCGAAUACACAACAAGUUUCACAGGAGAACGUGUCCCGUUCCAGAACGUUCGCAUUCCAACAGGAUUAAAGAUGAGAACGGCAUGGGAUGAAGCACGGACGCCGGAAACUUCUCGUGCUAUCCAGUUGCCUUUUCACCACAGAAGAAAUUAUCCCGCAAGAGUAAACCUUCAAGGACUCCAGCCAUCACCAACAGCACGAGCUAGAAGCGCCCUUCAAAGGCCCAGUAGUAAUGCGUCUCAAAUUAGCCGAAGCAGUGGUCGAAGACCUACGAGUUCGGUGUCGGCAUUCUCAACGCGCGAACGACCAAGCACCGAAGAUUUGCUACGACGACCCCAGAGCUUAGUGGCACGAAGGCCUCAAAGCGAGCUUUCUCGUUUCCCAAAAGAAUUCCGCUACAUUGACAAACAGUGCUUCUUUCAUCCAGCCACCGAACCAAGUAGGAGCUUUUUUAUAAUAAGUCCUGACUGGGUGUCUGAACGCAAGAAUUACUUUAUUCGCAAAAAUACUCUGUUUGGUUAAAAAUCCAACUUAAGAUUGAAUUUACCUUAAUGUUAUUACGAACUCUUGAUAAGAGUGUAAACCGGAAUGAACUACGUCGGUUUCUUUUAAAUAAUUCGGGAGCCGAUAUAUUGGGGAAUAUUUCAAGAAGCACUUGUCUUAACUCUUUCACGGCACCAAAGGUCACACAAGUUCAUAUGAAUAUACAGUACGCGAUUGUACUACUGCGUGACAGGUUUUUUGCUGUUGGUGUUGUUUAAUUUUGUUUGACUGCGAUCCAUCGAGGCAUUCCUAGUUUUUUUAGAAUCAUUCUGUUGAAAAUUUAAUAUUAAUUAUUCUGUUGAAAUUAACCGAAUUGACUGGACAGGAAGACUUGAAAGACGUGUGUUAAUUACUCUAGGGCGGGGGGGGGGUACUCCCUAAUAUGGGCUACAUAGGUAUGUGCGGCCCCAAAGGGUAGGGUUUUUCAGCCGUUUUGGUCAUAAAUUGGGUAUCGAUUUUGCCUAUUUUGCCGCCAUUUUGGUCAUAAAUAGGGUAACGAUUUUUGCACUGUAGUCUUGAAUGCACUUUUUUAGAAGAAGCUACUUCCUUAUCAUGUCCCCCUCCUUCCAUCCGCGCUUUGCCUUCCUCUCCACCGGCUGCUUUGUUGGCUAGAAAAUACAAGCAACCAAAGCCCUUCACAAAAUAGGGUAUCAAAUUUUUGGUUAGGUCAUAAAUAGGGUAGGGAAAAUCGCAGAUUUUGGUCAUAAAUAGGGUAAGGGUUUUGGUAAGCGGGCCGCACACCCCUACCCAAUUUUUCUGCGAGUACCCCCGGGCUCUAGGGAUGCUUCGCCCGAUCUCACUUUAAGUUAAGGUUGCAAUUGGUGACCUAAAUGCUGCAAUGGAAACGUACAAAAUGCAACAUAUCCCAUUGGUUGACAGACAAAAAGUAGGUCAACAUCAAAGAGAAGGAAAUAAAGAAAAGCCAAACGAAGAGCAAUCGGUGGUGAAUGAUUAGUUAACGGGGACACUUGUUCUGAUGACUGGCGAUGCUGAUGACUGGCUGAUAACUGGCGAUGCUAAUUUUCAAGAAACUAGGUCCUCUAUAAAAAAAAAUGUCGAAUUCAGGAUGGCAUUUCAACUCCCCUCCUUCAACGUUGUCCAUCAUUAUAAAGACUGAUUGAUUUUAUGAUGAGAUUUUUUCCAUUGAAGAACACUCAGCAGGGCAAUGGGUUAAUAUUCUCUACGGGAGUCUUUCUAUCGUUUGAUCACCUGAGUGUAUGUAAAACUGAAAUUAUUCUUAAACUUGAAACGUAAAGAAGAAAAUAAAUAACAGUGUAUUUUUGGUUCCUUUAGAUUUUACGUCAAUGGCAAAACCGUUUUCAACUGAAGUAAAAAAAAAAAAAACAGAACAAAAUUCUUUACCCAGUGGGUAUAGAUGUACCAUGGUGAGGCCAUAUGUGUGAUUAGUUUUUAUUAUAAUAUCUGUUUAGUCGUGUCAUUGCAGGUUGUCGAAGUACAUGACUGAGAGCAUUGUUCAUCUAGACGUUUGCCAUUAAAAAUUUAUUAGAUAAAUUAAGAACGCACAUAGCUGGUCAUAGAUCCAUAGCAACUAGCUUCGUUUACAAUUAAAUCAUUCAGAAAACACUGCUACAUGCAUGAAAGCCUCAAAGAACAAUGUCUCUUGAGUAAGUACAUGCUAUUAGGAUGGCGAAUGCGGUUAAAAACUGGCUUUCUGAGCCUCAAGGGCUUGAAACGAAGUCUAAAGUUGCCUGUUAGUGAAUUACCGAAGAAAGUCACUUAGUUAAACGUUACAUUCCAUAAUCAUUUCUGUGGUACUGGUGCCCUGAACGCAGCCACAACGUCAAUUCAAUUUUCCACCUUGGAAUCAAGAACUGUUUGUCAGCAGCAUUCAACUCUAGUAACCUCAAAUAUGGAACUUUUGUAUCCAGGAUAUAAGGCGUACUUCGACAGGUCCGACACCAAAUCAUUUCAAACCGAAUACACCACAAGAUACUGCAACUCCGAAGAACACGUGAUAUACAGUCAAAUACCAAAGCACCCAUGGAGUGAACCUCGCCGUCCUGCAGCAGACAGUAGGUACAUAUCGUAUGGAGCUGCAGCCAGACCGACGCAUCUAAGGCCACCGUUUGCGGCGCGAAUGUUAAGCUAUGUCCCCGAUGCCGAGGGAAAAUAUACUGAACAAAACUCAUCUCGUGUACAGAAUGAAAAUUCACGUCGGCUGAUAUAUUCCUUUGAUAAAAGAGAAUCUUUCAGAGAAACGUAUUUAAACACAGUGCCUACCACCCAAUCCUCGAAAAAUGGUUCACCCAAGAAGAAUUUGACAGACGGUCAAUUGUUACAGAAGCUGGGAGUUUCAUCACCACACGCCUUGUGCAAUGCGAAAAAAGUUCAGCUAAAGAAUCAUUCAAGUUUAUCGCAACUUAAACAAAAUCAAAUCAAACAUAUGUUGGAUCCGCAGUCACCGUUACCGGCACUCAUCGCUCUUUCCGUCAGUAACAAGCAGCCUCGAACCUCUUCAAAGAGGUUUGUGAGGCCAGCAUUAGCUCGGGAUCUCGAAACCAUGGCGUCACACUUUACUAGCAAAAAUGGGGAGCAGGUACUGGAGAGAGUGGCCUCAAGGCCCAGCACGUUGUUGUCCAAGCACUCGAAGAAUGUACGUUAUGUUCGCGAUACCUGUUUCUUCCACCCCACUGAAGACAGAGAGAAACACUAUUAUAUUGUUAAUCCUAAUUGGUUUUCAGAACAGCGGGUAAAAAUCCCCAAGAACAACGUGUUCUCAUAA